GACCGUGUCAAACACCAAGGCCGACUUUUCUCUAUAGGACACCAUUGACCGACUUUUCCCUAGGAUAUUUGCCGGGCUUACUGCAACUUUAAGCGAAGCGCUUUAACCCCUCCCAUAUUAUAUAACUCCUUGGUGUUCAAGCUAUAGUACCCUCUCUCUCUCUCUCUCUCUCUCUCUCUCUCUCUCUCAGAUCAAUGGAAAUUAGUGGAAGCAGGUCCUUCACCUUAAGUUUAGCCUUUCUUCUUCUUUGCUUUUGCAGUGAAACUUGUAACGCUGACAACAGUAGUGCCAAGUCCUGCACUUCAUCCUGCGGCCAUAUCCACUACAUAAGCCAUCCUUUUCGACUGAACGAUGAUCCAAAGUACUGUGGCAACAUAAUGUAUACUCUGUACUGUGAGAGCAACAUUACUGUACUAGACGUACCUUCUUCCGGAAAAUACUAUGUCCAGGCAAUCAACUACAUUAACAAUACAAUCCGAGUUCUAGAUCCUGGGCUUGACAACAACAAUUGCUCUUCCAUGUCUCAAAAUAUUCCGCCCACCACCGAGGACAUCAAUUCUCCAUAUUGGCCCACCUAUGACAUCAAUUCUCUAUCUAUAUAUUACUUGAAGUGUUCGAAUCCAUCGAAUUCUUCUCUGUACGUGGACACUGCUCCAUGCUUGAAUAAUACUUCUUCUUCUUCUUCGAGUCAACCAAAAACGUAUAGCUAUGUCAUGGUCGCUGACUAUGUCGGGGGCAGGUUGGAAGCAUGGGAUUUGGAUGAGGGUUGCAGUGUAGAGUGGAUGAGUUUGGCUGCCGGCUACGUUGAAGACUACAGCAACUUCUCUUAUAAAGACAUACACAAUGCCCUCAUGUAUGGCUUUGAGCUUCGUUUCGGGGAAGAUAGAUGCCCAGGACAGUGGACUGCGGUUGAUGUGUCUACAUGUUUUCCUCACACCAUUUCAGGUUUCUUUCAAUAUCUAUGGCACCAAAUCCGUCAAGAACACAACUAUUGGCCUGGCAAGUGGCAUUCAUCAUACAGCCACGAGAUCUCACUUGGAUGGUUUAUACUCAUAUGGAUCGGGUUAUUUUUCCUAGCCAGAUUUGUUUUUGGAGUUCCAGUUGUGACUGCAUUUCUAAUCUACACAUGGCGCAGAAGACAUUUAUCAAUGUAUAGCACAAUAGAAGAUUUUCUGCAAUGCAAUAACAACAUCAUGCUUAUAAGGUACUCUUACUCGGACGUCAAGAAAAUGACUCGCAGGUUUAAGGACAAGUUGGGCGAAGGUGGCUUUGGCUCUGUAUUUAAGGGAAAGCUACGCAGUGGUCGAUUUGUAGCAGUUAAAGUUUUGGGCAAGCCCAAAGCUGAUGGCCAAGAUUUCAUUAGCGAAAUAGCUACAAUCGGAAGGAUUCACCAUGCCAAUGUGGUACAACUUGUUGGAUACUGUGUUGAGGGAUCAAAACGCGCUCUAGUAUAUGACUUCAUGCCUAAUGGUUCUCUUGAUAAAUACAUUUAUUCCAAAGAAGGAAGUGUCCCCUUAACUAUCAAGAACAUGUACGAGAUUUCUCUUGGAGUGGCUCAAGGGAUCGAAUAUCUACACCAAGGUUGUGAAAUGCAAAUUCUACAUUUCGACAUCAAGCCUCAUAACAUCCUUCUUGAUGAGAACUUUAAAGCAAAGGUUUCUGACUUUGGGCUUGCAAAAUUGUAUCCUGUAGAUAAUAGCAUUGUCUCUUUGACGGCAGCACGGGGUACACUGGGAUAUAUUGCUCCUGAGUUGUUCUACAAAAAUAUUGGAUGCGUCUCAUACAAGUCAGAUGUCUAUAGUUUUGGAAUGUUGUUGAUGGAAAUGGCAAGCAGAAGGAAGAAUUUGAAUCCAACGGUAGAGCAUUCAAGCCAAAUCUACUUCCCAAUGUGGGUAUACGAUCAAUAUAUUGUGGGAAAUGACCUGGAAAUGGACAAUGUUACAGAGGAGGAAAAGAAAGUAAUAAGAAAGAUGGUUAUAACCGCCUUGUGGUGUAUUCAAAUGAAACCAAAUGAUCGCCCUUCGAUGUCCAAAGUUGUCAAAAUGCUUGGAGGAGAUGUUGAAUGUCUGCAAAUGCCUCUCAGGCCUUCUCUAUGCCCCCAACAGACGCCUGUGACAAUGGGUGAUAUUCAAGACAAUGAAUUGAACCCAAGAUGUUCUAACGCGGAGCUAACGUGUUCAUUGUCAGCUAGGUGAUAGUCAAAUGGUUAAGAAAGUGCAGUAAUGUAUUAUUAAUUAAAUUCUUGCCUUAAAGUGAUUUAGUGAAUAACUGUUGUCUGUAAUUGUUUGGCAUAACUUGGCCAGACCAAAAUCAGAGAUUUUUGGCGUGAUUUUUUGGUCGAGCAAAACAUUAUGGGGUUUGAUAUCGAAAUGGAGGAUUUGUAGAUCA
Molecule: messenger RNA, 2388 nt
Organism: Malus domestica (apple)
Lineage: Eukaryota; Viridiplantae; Streptophyta; Magnoliopsida; Rosales; Rosaceae
Product: rust resistance kinase Lr10-like
Biological process (GO): protein phosphorylation
Molecular function (GO): polysaccharide binding; protein kinase activity; ATP binding
Source: RefSeq, a predicted model, not a curated record